UGUUCCUACAGAAGAAGAUGCAGUGUUUCUGGUGAAGAGGCUGACAGACCUCUGCUCUAAAGGAGGAUUCAUGCUUUCAAAAUGGGUCAGCAAUAGUCGCAGAGUGCUCAUGUCAAUCCCAGAGGAAAGGAGAGCAAAAGAAAUUAAGAAUCUGGAUUUGGACACAGAUCAGCUUCCAGUUGAGAGAGUAUUGGGUUUACAGUGGAGCAUUGAAACAGACGAGUUCAAGUUCAGAACCUCUGUGCAGGACCGUCCACACACCAGAAGGGGCAUUUUGUCUGUGGUUAGCUCACUGUAUGAUCCCUUGGGAAUCCUGGCUCCCUUCAGUAUGCCAGCUAAACUGUUGCUACAAGAACUUUGUCGACAAAAUUUGAAGUGGGAUGAAGUUAUUCCCCAUUCUCUCUCUAGGAAGUGGCUUGAUUGGCUGGAGGAUCUCCAGCUGAUAUCCAGUUUUAAAGUGGAUCGUUGCAUCAAACCAAGUUGCAUCAGGAAACCAGAUAAAGCACAACUUCAUCAUUUCUCUGACGCAAGUCAAGAUGGCUAUGGAACAGUGUCAUAUUUAAAACUGGAAAAGAAUAACAUCUCACAUGUUGCUUUCAUUUUAGGAAAAACAAGAGUUGCCCCCAUGAAGCAAACGACAAUCCCGAGGUUGGAAUUGACAGCUGCUGUUCUUGCAGUUCAAGUAAAUAAACUGCUGCAGAAAGAGCUGCAAAUACAGUUGGAAAAACCUGUUUUCUGGACUGAUAGUACAACAGUACUAAAAUAUAUUUCCAGUGAAACUAGAAGAUUUCACACCUUUGUUGCAAACCGAAUCUCUGUUAUCCGAGAAGCAACAGAUGUGAAUCAGUGGAGAUAUGUUUCCUCCAAAGAGAAUCCUGCAGAUGAUGCAUCUAGAGGCAUGAGAGCUAAGGAGUUCCUCAAAUGCAGGACAUGGAUAAAUGGACCUGAAUUUCUCCACAGAUCAGAGGAGGAAUGGCCCAAACUGGAUGUGGAUCACCACGCAAUUCCUGCAGAUGACCCAGAGGUCAAGAAGGACCUAACAGCGGAACAGAGGAAAGUUUGUUGAACAAAAAAUGGCAGAUCUGCCAGGAGAAAGAGUUCUGCCAACCACCGCUCCUUUCACAAACGUAGGAGUGGAUUACUUUGGUCCUGUAAGUGUUAAAAGAGGACGAAGUCUCCUGAAAAGGUAUGGAGUUCUGUUCACUUGUUUCACCAGCCGUGCAGUACAUCUGGAAAUUGCCUACACUCUCGAUACAGAUUCCUGUAUAAAUGCAGUCCGCAGGUUCAUCUGUAGAAGAGGUCCAGUUUCCACAAUUAGAUCCGACAAUGCCACAAAUUUUGUUGGUGCAAAUCGAGAGCUGAAAGAGAGUUUGGCUGAACUGAAUCAUGCUAAAAUUCAAAAUGCUUUUGUGCAGGAUGGAAUGAAAUGGAACUUUAACAUCCCUGCAGCCUCUCACCAAGGGGGAGUUUGGGAGCGUCUGAUUCGUUCCAUUAGAAGUAUUUUAGUCUCAGUUCUCAAAGAACAGGUUUUAGAUGAUGAAGGACUUCAAACAAUCUUUUGUGAAGUUGAAGCCAUAUUAAAUGACAGACCCAUUACCAAAGUGUCAGAUGACUCAAAUGAUCUUGAGGCACUCACACCCAACCAUUUGUUGUUGUUGAAGAACAAACCAGUUUUGCCACCAGGAUUGUUCAGUCAAAAGGAUCUUUAUGUCAGAAAAAGGUGGAAACAAGUGCAAUACAUGGCAGAGUUGUUCUGGAAAAGAUGGCUUUCUGAGUACUUACCUCUGAUGCAGGAAAGACAAAAAUGGACAAGGACUAAAAGAUGUCUUACUCCUGGAGAUGUUGUUUUAAUUGCAGACUCUACAGCUCCAAGAGGAUCCUGGAU
Messenger RNA from Poeciliopsis prolifica (blackstripe livebearer), 1885 nucleotides. RefSeq lists its product as uncharacterized. NCBI's taxonomy places the organism in Eukaryota, Metazoa, Chordata, Actinopteri, Cyprinodontiformes, Poeciliidae. The coding region runs from base 71 to 1066 and encodes 331 amino acids. The record is from RefSeq and is a predicted model, not a curated record. The transcript has 2 exons.